Molecule: messenger RNA, 1062 nt
Organism: Nematolebias whitei (Rio pearlfish)
Lineage: Eukaryota; Metazoa; Chordata; Actinopteri; Cyprinodontiformes; Rivulidae
Product: 14-3-3 protein beta/alpha
Exons: 6
Coding region: 149-892 (247 amino acids)
Biological process (GO): signal transduction
Cellular component (GO): cytoplasm
Source: RefSeq, a predicted model, not a curated record
UUGACGUCAGUCCUCUACUCGGGCGCUGCUCCGGCCGUGUGUUGACUCGUGUGAUUGGGAGGAAACGGUCGCUGCCUUCAUUCGAACGGGCUGAGAGAAUCAGCUGAACAUUGGUACGCCGACAUCCGCCAGCACUCAGUGAGCAGUCAUGAGCGAGCCAUCUCUAAAGGAGCAUGUCCAAAAGGCCAAGUUGGCCGAGCAGGCCGAGCGUUACGAUGACAUGGCUGCUGCGAUGAAAAAGGUGACGGAGGAGGGCGAGACGUUGACGAACGAAGAGCGCAACCUGCUGUCUGUGGCCUACAAGAACGUGGUGGGCGCUCGUCGCUCCUCCUGGCGCGUGAUUUCCAGCAUCGAGCAGAAGACCGAGAACAACGAGGGCAAGCAACAGAAGGCCAAAGAGUACCGGCACAAAAUUGAGACGGAGUUGAAAGAGAUCUGCAAUGACGUUCUGUCUCUCUUGGACAAGUAUCUGAUUCUCAAAGCAGACUCGUCAGAGAGCAAAGUAUUUUAUUUGAAGAUGAAGGGAGAUUACUUCCGCUACUUGGCUGAGGUGGCUGCAGGACAAGAAAAGGAAGACACUAUCAACCAAUCACAGAACGCAUACAAAGAGGCCUUUGAGAUCAGCAAAAAAGACAUGCAGCCAACGCACCCAAUCCGCCUCGGCCUUGCCCUCAAUUUCUCUGUGUUCUACUAUGAGAUCCUCAAUACACCUGCAGAGGCCUGCAAUCUGGCCAAACAAGCUUUUGAUGAUGCCAUUGCAGAACUCGACACGCUGAGCGAAGAAUCGUACAAAGACAGUACACUAAUAAUGCAGCUAUUAAGAGACAACUUGACACUGUGGACUUCUGAUAACCAGGGCGAUGGAGAGGAACCAGAGGAGCCCAAAGAAUGAGCUGCCUCCUCACAGUCACCCCGUCUGCCUGCCAUCCUCCAGGAUCACCUUCAUCAUGAUCAACACUUCAUGCACCUCACUGUCAACAUCAAACUAGCCAUUGUUUUCCUGUUUAGGUCUCUACUCAUCUCACUAAUUUGGGUUGACUAUUUGUUCUGUAGUACCUGUGG